Messenger RNA from Trypanosoma brucei brucei TREU927, 813 nucleotides. RefSeq lists its product as hypothetical. The record is from RefSeq and is a predicted model, not a curated record. The transcript has a single exon. Bases 1 to 813 code for a protein of 270 amino acids. NCBI's taxonomy places the organism in Eukaryota, Euglenozoa, Kinetoplastea, Trypanosomatida, Trypanosomatidae.
AUGCAGCGCGAUGUGUACGCGUCGCUCAUUAAGAAGCGGCACAAACAAAUGGUCCCGCUGUUGAUCCACCAGGUCUCCGGCGACAUCACCCGUGAGAAUAUUUUUGACGAAGUCUUUCAUGGCUACAAACUUCGUCGGAUUGUUCUGAUGACGCACAUGGCUGCAACACCUGCUACGCUUCCGAGACUCCCGCGUGAUAUCAUUGUGUCCGACUUUGACAAGCUGAAAGCCAUUCACCAACCACACUUUCACUACAAACUACUUCCCCUUCUGUGCACUGACUUUGAAGCGUUUUCUGCGCUUCAGGGAAUUUGUGCGAGCGCCAACUCACCCUUUACAAUAGAAGACCGCAAGGACCCUCAGGGGCUAACGCAUCGGCUCUCCAAUGGCUGUUCGGAGCGUCAAGCGUUGUGCGAAUUUUUUGACCCCCAUAUCGCACCAGCAGAGAAGCUUGUGCCGGUGUUCUCACGCAAACUCCCUAUUUCCGCCGUCGUAUUUGAUGGUUUGCUCCUCAAGCAAAACUAUCCUAAGGUGGCCGCAUUGCUCACAGUCCAUGAGGCCGCUUCAGAGAAAAGUAUAAUAGAACGUGCUAUCAUGAGAGACUUCUUUGUGUCACCGCUGUAUACCAAGGUGAGUGGUAACAGCGACGUGGCUCAGUCACUCCGCCUGGUGCAUCAUUGCACGCACUUCAUGGCUCUUAAGCGUGCGGUAGGUAGCGAUGCUCCCAGUAGGCAGUCACUAAUGCGACUCGCUGCGGAGAAGAAGUUGUUUAUGUACGAAAAAAUCGGCGACGAGUACCAAUUCGUUCACUGA